This is a messenger RNA of Vanderwaltozyma polyspora DSM 70294, 1908 nucleotides long. It is a transcript of the gene AVT1, whose product is annotated as Avt1p. Gene Ontology annotation, biological process: amino acid transmembrane transport. Gene Ontology annotation, molecular function: amino acid transmembrane transporter activity. The transcript has a single exon. Lineage: Eukaryota; Fungi; Ascomycota; Saccharomycetes; Saccharomycetales; Saccharomycetaceae. The coding region runs from base 1 to 1908 and encodes 635 amino acids. The record is from RefSeq and is a predicted model, not a curated record. Gene Ontology annotation, cellular component: vacuolar membrane.
AUGGUAAGGGAAGGAAAUAGUGACGAAAUUAACCAAAAUUCAAACUCUUCAAAUAGAUCUCAAGUGCAAUAUAUUUCAAUCCCGAUAAAUCGUGGAAUAUCAAGUGACAGACCUAUUGGUAUCAGUUUAGCUAAUGACAGUUUUGAUGAAAGUAACGCUUCUGAUUCCCACUCAAUUUUAUCUUCGUCAAGUUCAAUUAAUAAUUUAAAUGGGAAUGAUAAUGAAGGUAAUGUUGUCAAUAGAAGAAAAUCAAUAUUAGAUUACCCAAUCGGCUCAUUCAAAGGUGUUAACUCUUUGAGUAGAUUCGCAAAUUCUUUGCAUAGAGCUCAUUCAUUCAGAGCAAUUGAUCUAAAACAUGAUAUCGAAAGGUCCUACUUUAAAGAUACCGAUGAUGAACUUUACGAUCCAACUACAUUAGCACCAUCACAUACCGGUAGAAGGUUAUCUCUGACUUUAAAUCAGGCGGCAAGAAAUUUUGGAGUUUCAGAAUUGUCCAAAAAGCCAUCUGCCUUAAAUAUGGAUGUGACCAAUAAUAGUAUCGAUUAUGGAUCAAUUUCAAGACAAACAAGUCAUAACUCACUGUUGCGUCACUCUAUUUCAAUUGCCAACUCUUUGAGGACAACAAACAAUAUUGAUGAUGUAGCAAAUUUUGAUAAUUCCAUUGUAGUUAAACAAGUUCAAGGAAAAGAUGGUAAAGUUGUGACAGUUCUUGCAGGUCAGUCAACUGCACCUCAAACAAUCUUUAAUUCUAUCAAUGUUUUAAUCGGAUUAGGGUUAUUGGCUUUACCACUAGGAUUAAGACAUGCAGGUUGGGUUCUUGGUCUACUGUUGCUUUGCAUAUUUGCUGGAGGUACUUUCUGUACCGCUGAAUUGCUUUCUAGAUGUUUGGAUACUGAUCCAACAUUGAUGUCAUAUGCAGAUUUAGGUUACGCAUCCUUCGGUUCAAAAGGUCGUUUGCUAAUUUCGUCUUUAUUCACUUUAGAUUUAUUAGGAUGUGGUGUUUCUCUUGUCAUCCUAUUCGGGGAUUCUUUAAAUGCUCUAUUUCCUCAAUAUUCUACUACUUUCUUCAAAAUUCUAGGUUUUUUUGUCAUUACUCCACCAGUGUUUUUGCCAUUAAGUGUAUUAUCUAACAUUUCAUUAUUAGGUAUUAUGUCCACUAUUGGUACUGUGGUUGUGGUUCUUUUAUGUGGUUUAUAUAAACAAGAUGCUCCAGGUUCAUUAAUUGAUACAAUGCCAACAAACCUAUGGCCUGUUAGUUUCAAAAGUUUUUGUUUAUCUAUUGGCUUAUUAAGCGCAUGUUGGGGUGGUCAUGCUGUCUUCCCAAACUUAAAGACCGAUAUGAGACAUCCAGAAAAGUUUAAAGAUUGUUUAAAAACUACUUAUAAAAUAACUGCUACUACAGAUAUUGGUACUGCAAUAAUUGGUUUUUUAAUGUUUGGUGAUUUGGUUAUGGGUGAAAUUACUACAAAUGUUAUGUUACAAAAGGGUUAUCCUAAUUUUGUGUAUAUUUUACUUUCAGCAUUGAUGUCCAUCAUUCCAAUUUCCAAAACUCCAUUAAAUGCUAGACCUAUUAUAUCUAUUUUAGAUUUUAUGUUUAAAGUUCAGAAUCCAGACACUGACUACAAGGGUAAUAGCUUAAUGUUUGCUAAAUCUAUCCAAUUUUUCAAUCGUGUAUUCAUUAAUGCAGUGUUUGUAAUUAUUGCAAUUAUGUUUCCAAAGUUCGAUAAAUUAAUAGCAUUCCUUGGUGCAGGUUUAUGUUUUACAAUCUGUUUGAUAUUGCCAUGUUUAUUCUAUUUGCGUAUCUGCAAAAAUACAAUCAAACAAUGGGAAAGAGUUGCGUGUAAAAUUACCAUUUGUGUCAGUUUGAUAUUAGGUGUCGCUGGUAUCACAGCUGCCAUUAUGUCUUAA